This is a messenger RNA of Aspergillus japonicus CBS 114.51, 1949 nucleotides long. RefSeq names its product DEAD-domain-containing protein. The record is from RefSeq and is a predicted model, not a curated record. Gene Ontology annotation, molecular function: ATP binding; nucleic acid binding. The transcript has a single exon. The coding region runs from base 32 to 1867 and encodes 611 amino acids. Lineage: Eukaryota; Fungi; Ascomycota; Eurotiomycetes; Eurotiales; Aspergillaceae. Gene Ontology annotation, cellular component: mitochondrion.
CCCCUCCUCCCUCCUCUCUCCCCUCCUCAUGAUGACAACUCGUCGUCUUCUAUCCCAAGUCACAUCAAUCAAGAUCUCUCCUUCUGUCCCCACUGCACGAUUGUGGAAUUCUCGUGUCGCAGUCAACCCCACCGUCUCUCCCAGCCCAUUAUUUCCGCGGGUCCAGAACUUCACUACUUCACGCGCCAUGGAAUCCAUCGCUGGCACUGCUGAUGACAGCGGGGUCCCCUACGCCUCGGUGUCUGACAAAUUAGACCCUUUGCUCUUCAAGGCCAUCACGAAGUUGGGCUUCGACCAGAUGACUCCCGUGCAGCACCGCGUAAUGAGCCAGCUGCAGCCCGACGGCUGGCGCGGCGACUGCCUGGUCCAAGCUAAGACUGGUACCGGCAAGACGGUCGCCUUCCUGCUGCCGGCCCUGCACCGGCUCGUGCACGGUGACACCUCUGUCCCCAAGGACCAGGUCGCCGUCCUCAUUAUCACCCCCACGCGCGAAUUGGCGCUGCAGAUCGCCAAGACGUGCAACGGGCUCACCUCCGAAUUGCCUGGCCCGCGUAAGAUUGAAUGCCACGUUGCUGUCGGCGGCACGGCUAGGGCCUCCGCGUUCAACAAGUUCAUGACCGGCGACCCCAAGGUCCUCGUCGCCACCCCAGGCCGUCUGCAGGACUACCUGAAUGAUGAGGAGUGCGUCCGCAAGUUCAAGAACAUCCAGACCGUCAUUCUCGACGAGGCCGACACCAUGCUCGAGGCCGGCUUCCUGCGGGAUGUACGGCAGAUUCUGAGAAGGCUCCCCGCCAAGAAGGAGGCCGGGUGGCAGGGCAUGUGCUUCAGCGCUACGGUGCCGCCCAAGGUCAAGGACGUGAUCGACGUGGUGUUGCGCGACGGAUACCACCACAUCUCAACGCUCGACCCGAACGAGUCCGCCACCCACGAGCGCGUGCCGCAGUAUUCGGUGGUCGUGCCCGGCGUCGAGCAGAUCUACACGGCCCUGCACGCGCUCCUGAAGGAGGAGAUGAAGGGCAAGAAGUCGAAGAAGGUGAUCGUGUUCGGCGCCACCUCGAACUUGGUCGCGCUGAUGCGCAUGGCGUUCGCGAAGCUGCUGGAGGGUGAGACCACGACGCUCGAGAUGCACUCGCGGCUGUCGCAGCCGGCGCGCUCGCGGGCGACCAACCUGUUCCGGGAGACCACCUCCGGGGUCAUGUUUGCCAGCGAUGUGGUCGGCCGCGGCCUGGACUUCCCCAACGUCGACCUGGUGGUGCAGGUCGGCCUGCCGGCCAACCCGGAUCAGUACGUGCACCGCGUGGGCCGCACGGCGCGUGCCGGCAACGACGGCCGCGCCGUGAUGCUGCUGACCGAGCGCGAGAGCUUCUUUGUCAAGGUCAACGCCGGCAAGUUCCCCAUUCAGCCGCACCCCAACAGCGCGGAGAUCCUCGCCGCUGCCGCCGAUCCCACCCGCUCCAAGGACGUCGUCAACCAGGUCAUGGCCGCCGAUGUCGACGAGAUCACUAAGCAACGCGCCUACGCCUCCUACCUCGGCUGGCUGGCCGGCAGCGGCCGCCUGCUCAAGCAGCUGCAACUCGACAAGCCCGGCCUCGUCCAGCUGGUCAACGAGCUCGCCAUCAAGGGCUUUCAGUGCCCCGAGCAGCCCGAGAUCCAGAAGAAGGUUGCCGGCAAGAUGGGUCUGUCCGGGAACAUCCCCGGCCUGAGACUCACCGCCGGAGACCCCAAGCUGUCGCUCAAGGGCAAGCCGCCCACUCAGAACGGCGCGAAGAAGAGCGCCCCGCGCGACGUGCUGAGCCCCGAGCCCAGCGGCGUGGAGAAGCCCUCCUCCAAGCCCAAGCGCAGGGGACCGUGGACCAGGCGGUACUAAACGUUCCUCCCUCAUAUCUUAGCUUCUCACCUUCUGUUUGGCAUGACCGGGGUUUCUUUUCGCGUCUAGGGUUGAGUGUUUA